CAGUAAAUAUAGUAUGCUGGUACACAAUACAAAUCCUGGUACGACUUUGUCUCGAAGGGAGCCAUGCAGAAAUCUGUCAUUUUCAUUUUCGCAGUUAUUUAUUUCAAAGUAACUAUCCACGGCUUAGAAAAUGAUCUUUUGGAGGUAUCCAACACACAAGGUACAGAACUGGCCAAGAAUAGGGAUAACCCCAAAGAUAUGUCUUACAAAUCUCUGCAAAAGAAAUUAAAGCACUUCAUUGAUCUCGAUAAAGAUCUCACCAACCUGACCCUGUCACAGAUUGACUCACUUAUCUGGUGGACGCAGCAGGCACUUAACAGCCUUAAAGGAUAUCAGUCGAAAGUUUAUGACAAAACUGUGAGGACAACUAACUGCACUAUGCCGCUAGUGCCAACAAACGGGGGUUUGGUGUGUGCUUACUUAGAUAACGCUUACUUCUGCAAACCAAUGUGUGAUCAGGGCUAUGAUUUUUCAUUUUUAAGGAGAAGUAGGUUGUAUGAAAUAUGUGGACGACAAACUGGGUUUUCAUGGACAUCUCAGUAUGUUGGUGGAAAUAGACUUGCUGAAUGUACAGCUGCAGAUGUUGCUAUAAGCGGACAAUCCUCCGCAUAUUUCAAGAAUAAAAAGUGUCAAGAAGCCCUCAGCAUGGGGAUAGAAGAUACAUAUAUAAAUGAAUUUAUAAAGGAGCUGGAGGAAAAUGGUAUAACAAACAAUCACAAGAAAGACCUGGAUAUUGUUGUGUGUGGAUAAUGAUUAAGAAAAAAUACAGAAGAAAAAAAUAUA
Molecule: messenger RNA, 783 nt
Organism: Bufo gargarizans (Asiatic toad)
Lineage: Eukaryota; Metazoa; Chordata; Amphibia; Anura; Bufonidae
Exons: 7
Coding region: 64-750 (228 amino acids)
Source: RefSeq, a predicted model, not a curated record